Messenger RNA from Cydia amplana, 765 nucleotides. RefSeq lists its product as uncharacterized. Bases 1 to 765 code for a protein of 254 amino acids. The record is from RefSeq and is a predicted model, not a curated record. The transcript has 2 exons. Lineage: Eukaryota; Metazoa; Arthropoda; Insecta; Lepidoptera; Tortricidae.
AUGGCGGUAUUGGCGGUAACCUACACCAACGCACUCGUGCUACAACUCGUCCAAGCCUACAAGAACCACGACCUCCUCUGGGACCCUUCGAACCCCGAUUUCAAAAACAGAACGAAGAAAAACGACGCGUGGGACGCCAUCGCAAAUACCGUGAAUAUUCCGAGAAGGGAAGUUGAAUCCAAAAUACAUACGUUGCGUUCGCAGUUCGCUAGAGAGAAGAAGAAAAUAGCUCAGAUGAGAAAAAACGGGAAUGACUUGAGAUACUCUCCGUGGUUUGCCUACGAGCCGAUGAAGUUUUUAUUGAAAGGAGAAACAGAGAUUGCCGGAUUUGAUAGCUCUGAGAUGCGAAACAGCCAUAACGAUGAACUCUCCGAGCCUUACCACGUCGAAAAUUUCCAGUUAGCCGCCCCCAUCCCAAUGCUUUACGAAUCUACGAACACAACAGCAAACUUGUCAACCAACUCGAGGAAAAGAACCAAUUCUUGUGACGAUAAAUCGGAUGACCCAAUGAGAUAUGGUUUUGCUAAGCAAUAUCGGCCAACUUCAAAAUUUGGUGAAGACGAAUUUGAAAUUUACGGGCAAUAUGUUGCUUCGGAACUAAGAGAAACUAAAGAUCUGCAUUCAGUCCUAAUAGCCAAACGUUAUAUAAACGAUAUAUUGUUCAACGCACGCAUGGGAAAAUAUCGUACAAAUUCUGCUAGUAAUAAUAGCAAGAGUAUUAAAACUGAACAGGAACAUGAUUCAGAUGUGAAUGAUAUUGAAUAA